Ceratitis capitata (Mediterranean fruit fly) is the source of this 914-nucleotide messenger RNA. Its product is annotated as protamine. Lineage: Eukaryota; Metazoa; Arthropoda; Insecta; Diptera; Tephritidae. The record is from RefSeq and is a predicted model, not a curated record. Gene Ontology annotation, biological process: spermatogenesis; sperm DNA condensation. The transcript has 3 exons. Bases 160 to 807 code for a protein of 215 amino acids.
CUUCGCAGGCAUUGAUAUAAUAGACAAUUGAAAAUUUCCAGUCAUUCGUUUUACAUUUUUUUUUAAAAAACUUUUAUUGUAACGAUACAAAAUUUUUUAGUCAAUUUUUAUUGUUUUGGUUUCGUUAAAAUCUGUUUUUUUUUUAAUAAUUUACAAAUCAUGGGUCACUGUAUGCGAGGGGGUCCUAUUACCAGCAAUGGUUACUUAAAUUUUUUACGCGAAUUCAGGAAGAAAUGCUGUGGACUGUCGGCGGUGGAGACAGUGCGACAAGGAGCAAAGCUUUGGAAUCGACUGUCGUGUAAACAAAAAGACAAAUACCGUUUGAUGGGCCGCAAUGCAAGACCAAGAAGGCGACGUUGCGCCCCUAAACGUAAACGGCGCUCAUGUGCACCUAGGCGCAGAAAACGUCGCUCUUGUGCGCCUAGGCGCAGAAAACGUCGCUCUUGUGCAAGGAAGCGAAGAAGACCGCGCUGUGGUAAGAAGCGACGUCCGAAACGUCGUCGUAGCUGCCGACCAAAACGUUCACGUCCGCGUCGUCGUCCGCGAGGUUGUUCCCGCCGCCGUAAACGCUGCAUGAAACCUGGUCCAGUAACAGCGAAUGCAUUUUUGAAUUUCCUACGCGCCUAUAGGAGGAAACAUUGCGGCCUAACGCCACAGGAGACUGUGAAAAAAGGCGCGCGCAGAUGGUGCUCAUUGUCACCGGAAUGCAAGAGACGUUACAUGCGCCAGGCGUGCAAAAUGUCAAAAAGUAAGCGUAAAAAGAGAAGCCGCAUCUGUCGAUCCUUCCAUAAGAAGAGGCGAUGCUAAAUAUCAAUAUGAAGAGUGCGUUAAUUAAUGUAUGUUUGAUAAAUUGUUAUGUGAAAUUAUACUUUUCGUAAAUAAAAAUAUGCAAAAGAAGUAUACUUAAAAAGCAA